This is a messenger RNA of Vicia villosa (hairy vetch), 372 nucleotides long. RefSeq lists its product as uncharacterized. The transcript has a single exon. The coding region runs from base 1 to 372 and encodes 123 amino acids. Lineage: Eukaryota; Viridiplantae; Streptophyta; Magnoliopsida; Fabales; Fabaceae. The record is from RefSeq and is a predicted model, not a curated record.
AUGACUCAAACCUACCCCCAUCUUACUUUUGUUUACUUCAGCAGUGGUUAUCUGAUACCGCUUCAAUUUAGGUUCUUGCGCGACACGCCGUUCGCGGAGUUGAUACCGACGCUUAACUCUCUCUUGCAAUAUUUAGAAAAUCAAAAGGUUGUCAAGCUUGAGUACCGUUCACCUUCAUUUGACGACGAGGGAAACGUCAAGUUCACCCCAUUUGAGAUCAAGAACGACGACGACUUAAAGAUUAUGUGGACAACUUUUCAACGAUAUUCGUCGAAGGGUCCGAUCGAGUUGGAUGCAAAACUUCAAAAAUCGGGAGAAGACAUUAACAAAAUGUUGUGGCAUCCUCAACUACCCAUGUAUAACAAUAUGUAA